Messenger RNA from Botrytis deweyae, 4395 nucleotides. RefSeq lists its product as uncharacterized. The coding region runs from base 1 to 4395 and encodes 1464 amino acids. The record is from RefSeq and is a predicted model, not a curated record. Gene Ontology annotation, biological process: termination of RNA polymerase II transcription. Gene Ontology annotation, molecular function: transcription termination site sequence-specific DNA binding; helicase activity. Lineage: Eukaryota; Fungi; Ascomycota; Leotiomycetes; Helotiales; Sclerotiniaceae. The transcript has a single exon. Gene Ontology annotation, cellular component: nuclear body.
AUGGUUCCCCAACCAUCAACCUCCGGUGCGGCUUCGGCCCCUUCAAAGACCGGCUCGGAUCAACCGAGCGAUCAACCUAUGACCGGCACAGGUGCUACUGUACCUGUAGCCGAUAUCAAUCGACAAGCACCGGGUGCGCCGCUGUCUAAAAGACAGCAGAAGAUGUUGAAGCGAAAGGCUGAAGCGGAGGCAGCCGAAUCCGGAGCCGGAUUAGGAGUCAGUUCGAACGCGAAGAAAGCCAAAGGAGGAUCACUAGGCGAGAACUUCCCUGGCGAUCAACUUGCGAAGUUGCUGGAUAGAUGGCAUGUAGCCGGACCAAGAGGCCGCGACUUCCCAAGAUUCAAUCAAGCGAAGUCUAUUCUCAAGAGUAGAGAAUGUGCAAUUCUCCUCAAGCUUCGAUCGACGGACCCGGUCAAACAGGGGAUCCCAAUCUUCGUGGAGGCUAAGGUCAGGCUUGUUACUACCAAUCAAGCUCCAGCCCUCGUGAUAAUUCUUCAAGGCGGCUAUCAGAUCCAACUCAGAUCGAACCAUUUCAAGAGAGAUGUGAGUGCAAAUGAAUCGCGCGGUUUAAUCGACACAAAAGUUUUUGCCAGGGAUAGCAAAGUAUUGAAGGAUGCCCUCGAGAAAUCGUACCAUGUCAACCUCCGCGACGAAGUCAUCAAAUCGGUAAAUGACAUCUUCACUGUGGAUACUAAGAAUCUCCACCUCAUGGAAUUUGAACUGGAAGGCAAAUUUUGGUUUGAUCGAACACCCGAACUGCCACUCAAGAAAGAGGAUCUCACUGAGACUCAAUUGCGUCACCAAAACCUCGCGAAUUCAAUACUUGGGCAGCUGAAUCGUGGCCGAAACGAUACUAUCUGCAUUCGAGCACAACAACACGCCUUUCCAGUCAUCAACGCAUAUUGGUCGAAUUGUCUCAACUUGGCCCAUUCGAGCCGCGAUUGGUCAUUCUACAACAAUUACAUUGGAAACAUGGCUGGAAAUCAAUUCGAUAGAUGGCAUAGCGAGAAAGGAAACCCAAACAUGCCAAUCGUUCGUCAACAUUGGAUGCAAGUACCCUCCGCUUCAAAGAGUUCGAUGCAAUAUCGUUCAUAUCCGGCGAAGAGAAACUUCUCAAGUACAAAGGAGCUCGAGACAAUCCUUAGUGUUGGUCUCAUUGGAGAUGCCAUGUGGGACAACGUGAAUAUUGCUAGCCAUUACAGCAAGGACGUCAUGCAUACCGCCAUCGUUGGCGAAAAGGACGUAGUUGGCAAUAGGAUUCUCCACAUUCUAGUUUCCAAGAGCGAUGAAUUCACCAUGCCAGCAACACCUCCUGGCACAACACUCAAGGUUCAAUUCAUAUCAAAGGCAACCGAAUCGAAACAAAAGAAGCCUUUCGAUGAAUCACUGAUCGCAGAAGGUUACGAUGCCGAGCAUAAUAGUGGUGUGGCCUACAGCAUGAAUCGAUUGACAUUUAAGAAUAAGGGGAAGGGCAAACAACCAGGUCAAAAUGAUGGCGAAGAGAAGACUAUUCCGGCCGCCGAUGGACCCGCAGUUGAUCCUGCCGCUGGUGAGCCUGCGGUUGAUUCCGCCACUGCCGCAGUCGAUGUGGACGCCAUGGUCAUCGAAGAUCCUACUCCUGCUGAAGCUUCCAAGAACAAAGACCAGCCUAAAAACAAGGGCAGCGGCAGCGGCAACGGCAACAAGUGGCAGAAACGACAGGCCAAGGUGAAGCCAGUGAAGAAGGAACCAGUUUUCCCAAUGUACAGCUGCAGGGUCAUUGAUCUUGUUAAUUCUCCUGGAGAUAUCUGCAUCGCUGUCAAGAUUGCUGACAAGGUUUUGGAUGCAAGCUUUGUGGUAGGUACGGAAAUCAAAGUCUGUAUCAUUAUGACGAGAAAUGCUAUUCCCCAAAUUCGACAAAUGAAAGCAAUUAGCAGCAUUUGCAAGCAGCCUGCUGUUCACAAUGUCAAACAUGCAAUGUUGCAAAGCUGGCUCCUCGGCGACGAUAUCUACACGGGCAAGGAGAUGCCUGCACAAUCUGUUCAGGAUGACCACUUUUCGAGAAUGAAAGAUGUUGAAAAGCAAGCUUUCAAUGACUUCCGCGACGCUUGCAACUUUAACGGACCUCAAAGAGACUUUUGGCAGGGCGUCUUUGCCACUACCAAGUUCAUGAGUAUGCUACAAGGUCCACCUGGAACCGGAAAGACAACUACCGUAGCUUCCGUCACCCUUGGUUUCGCAUUAUUGAGAAUCAAAACUCUCCUCAGUGCACCUUCGAAUACUGCCGCACAAGAGUGUAUGAGAAAGUUGGUGGGCCACCUCAAGACUCUGUACAAAGUUUGUCCAGAAUCGGAAGAGUGGUUUAAGGUAAUUUAUCUACCAACUGAAUCUGCAACUCGCCGCGAUCUAUCUGAGCAGGACGACCUUGAUGCCGAGACCGUUUCAGACAUGGUUGCUGAUGGAGAACAACCAACUGAAGACGAAGGAUUCGAAAAGUACAAGCUCUGGAAUCAUAUUAUCCAGGCCUACAAGAAUGAUGCUUCAGAUAAGACGAUACAUCCAGCAGACGAGCGCAGAAAGAAUGCACGAACUUGGUUAUCAACUCGUGCGGAAAUCAAACUUGGUGUACCCAUUAGAUCAAAGCAGCGAAAGACUUUCGUCGAUCUCACAAAGGCCAUGACCAAGAAGAUCUUUAAAGAUCAUCCAAUUCGCAUUGUAGUUUGUACAUCCAGUACUUCUGCUCUCUUGGAAGAAUACAAAUGGGCCCCAUGGGCAGUAUUGAUUGAUGAAUCUGCAUUUGGAAGCGAACCAGACAGUUAUGCCCCUCUAGCCUUAAAGCCUAGACAUGGUGUGUUGGCUGGAGAUCACGAGCAACUCAAACCUACGGCCAGAUCAUCCGGUCAUAAUGAGUUUGCAAAUCAGCUUGGACUAUCGCUCUAUGAACGAUUCUAUGGAAAAUCAACCAUGCCACUCUAUCGACUCAAGAUCAACUAUCGCAUGCACCCUGAUAUUGCCGAACUUCCUGCCAAUCUGACUUACGAAUGGUUGGAGAGUGACGAUUCUACCUUGAUACCUUCUGAUGAGUUCAAUUUCUUCAAGGAUUGGUGGUAUUCGGAAUCAGCCAAGGUUUAUAGACACAAUCGUCGAAAGCCAGAAUUCGGUCUUGAUACCGAUGAAUCUAGAAUCCAUCGCGUGUUUGUCAAUGUCAAGAAGGGAGAAUCUGCACCAAAGCCUGGGACUCAAUCUCAAUUGAACCACGCCAACAUCAAUGCAAUUGCUGAUAUGGCCAUGAGUAUUAUGAAGCAUCAACCAACUCGUGACAUGCCACCAUUGCCAUUCGACAAGAUCAGUAUCCUCACCCCUUACAAAGCAGAGAAUAUGGAAUUGGUGAAACAAGUCAAGAUGAGAAUUCGCCAUGUAUGGGGUGAUGCCGUUGGUCGAUUUCCAUUAUUUACUACCAUUGAUAGUACUCAAGGUGGCCAAAACGAGAUCAUUUUACUUUCCUUGACUCCAGCAAACAAGACCAAUGGUUCAAAAAUUGGUUUCUUGAAAGAAUGGAAUCGAAUGAAUGUAGCACUCACUCGUGCUCAAUCGACUUUGUUCAUGUUUGGAAAUCUCGAUCUUUGGCGCAGUCAACUCUCAGUCCUCGUUAAAGGUAUGAGAUGCAAGAAGCUUGGUCUCUUCAUCAUGGACCUUCUUGAUUAUGGUGACAUUAUCGACAUUGAUGGUGACAAUACUUUACCUGCCAGUCUGGAAGAGUUACCUGAUCACAAGACUUGGUCCAACGCCACCAUUUCUGUCCCCGUUUCAAAGAGUCAGAUCUCCAAAGCCUUCUCCGCCAUUAAGGACGAGUACGAUGAUAAGGAAAAGCUGGCCGAAUUGGAGAAAUCGCUCUGGACUGAAAAUCGAAAGAUUAGAGAGCACGGCAAGGCACAACGAGAGAGAUUCAGACUUGGCCAGGUUAUCGAGGCUCCUCUCAGAGUUGAACGAGACGGUGGAACGGAUGGCAACAUAGAACAUGUUGAUUCCGAUGAUGAUGAUGAGGCACCUGAGGUCAAGGAUAAGGAUGGUGAUCUGGACAUGGACCCCGAACGAAUGCCGACCGAAGAGGAUUUGGCUGAUGCAAUAGAGCAGGCUGAGAUAGAGGAGGCUUUGGAAUUAUCAAAGCAACUUGAUGAAGAUCAGGCUGGAAAUAAGGAGGCUUUAGCACUUCGAAUGAAGAAUGUGCAACCGGCAUUACCUCAGCCAGGACCAGCACCAGCAUCAGGAGCUUCGGGAUCUUCCCAACGACCACCACAAAGCUUUGACCAGAAUAAUCGUGGCAAAGGCCAAGGAAAUGGUGGUUCAAACCAAGGAAAUGGUAGCAAGAAUGGGGGAAAGAAUGGAGGCAAGAAUGGCAAGAAGGCCAGAAAUUAA